UUUAAGAAGAGUGUGAAGACGCCAACAUGACAGUUCCUGCUGAUCUGGGGUCAGGAACCAGAAGACUCAACCAGAGUGCAUGAUGGGACUGAAGACGCUGCUGUCGCUGCUCGGUGUUCUGGAGCUCAUGCUGGCGGCCGGCGGUCGUCAUGGCCGCCUCAUGCCCGGGUCUCCAACCAACAUCAGCAGGAAGGACCCCGUCCUCCGGCAGGUCGUCCUCAGAGCCGCCUGCUCCUUCAACAACCAAUCAAACGACGCCUUCCUCUUCAAGCCCUCGGCCAUCCACAGAGCUCAGCGCCAGGUCGUUAAGGGGGUUCUGUACAUCGUGGACCUGGAGAUCUCCAGAACCGUCUGCAGUAAACGAGACAACAACAACCUGUCCAACUGUGACUUUCAGCCUGAAGGUCGUCUGCAGCAGACGUUUCAGUGCCACACUGAGGUUUGGGUGAUCCCCUGGAGGAACGAGACCAGGACUCUGGUGUUGGACUGUAAACCCUGAAACCACCAGUGGCCUCCGACCUUCAUCAUCCUCACCUGGCCUUCGUCGUUCAUCAUCAUCCUCACCUGUGACCUUUGACCUGCUCCCCUUAUUAACGCAGAAUAAAAGCCUCCAGGAGAAA
Messenger RNA from Pseudoliparis swirei, 620 nucleotides. Its product is annotated as cystatin-F-like. Gene Ontology annotation, cellular component: Golgi apparatus; lysosome; endoplasmic reticulum. Bases 80 to 499 code for a protein of 139 amino acids. Lineage: Eukaryota; Metazoa; Chordata; Actinopteri; Perciformes; Liparidae. The record is from RefSeq and is a predicted model, not a curated record. Gene Ontology annotation, molecular function: cysteine-type endopeptidase inhibitor activity. Gene Ontology annotation, biological process: immune response; negative regulation of microglial cell activation; positive regulation of myelination. The transcript has 4 exons.